Molecule: messenger RNA, 966 nt
Organism: Peronospora matthiolae
Lineage: Eukaryota; Oomycota; Peronosporomycetes; Peronosporales; Peronosporaceae
Source: the annotation of a GenBank genome assembly
AUGCAGUUACGACAUAUUCACGUCAAGGUGCCAGCUACAGAGGCUUCGAGCGGAAUCAGUCGGACGUUAAUAGCUCUUCUUGCCACAAAACAUCAAUGCGAAGCUGGAGGUUUUGACGAGAUGAUGGUGUAUCUCCACGGGUUUCCAGACAUGAGCGUUCAUCCAGCUAAAGUGGACUUCGCUUCUCGAGUUCCUACCAGAUUGUCUGAGUUUUGGCUGAACCAGCAGCAUGAGACAAGAAGGGUGGCAUUCAUGACAUUUAACUUCGGUGGUAUCCCUGGAUCUGACAGCGAGCUACGGUUUACGGACAAGACCAUUUCGCAAGAAGUGGAGGACGUUGUGGCAGUGUGCAAACACAUUCGCUCUUCUCUUCUCAAAGACAAGGGGAGAGUGCAUGUCGUCGGGCUUUCCACUGGAGCCAUUGUUGGUGCCUUGCUGCGUGAGAAGCAGGUCUGUGACACGAUUACGGUGAUCGCUGGAUUGCUUGACUUGACGACAGGCGUCCACUUUGACUUCAACACUGUGCAACUGGAGCAAAUUUCUACUCGAGGUUGGUGCUGGAAAGAGUUUUACUUACCAGAAGGCUGUCCUUUGCCAAGAGAUGUCGAUCUUUCUUUGGAUGGUAUCAACCCUACGACCGGGCAAAUUGACACGACCACAUCCUCCAAAAUCUACGUACGUCUAGAUCGACGAUACGUCGCCGAGUACACGGAUGGUUCGCUGAACAUCCCCCAGGCUGUGUCUAGAUCUGCGUCGCCGCCACUGCUGGUCAUUCAUGGCGACGCCGAUCAAGACGUGCCGUUCCCGAAUGGGGCGGAACUAUUCGCUGCCGCUGCGGAGCCGAAGACGUUUGUGGCGAUACCACACGCUAACCACAUGUUGUCGAACUCGAAGCACCUGAAGAAAGCGUUGCGAGCAAUUGGAGAUCACACCCGAGUCGCACAUUUGCUAGAUCGUCCGAAGUAG